AUGGAGAACAAUCAGACACGGAUCACCGAAGUCAUCCUACUGGGAUUCCAGGUUAACCCAGCACUGGAGUUGUUCCUCUUUGGGUUCUUCUUGCUAUUCUACAGCCUCACCCUCAUGAGCAAUGGAAUUAUCCUGGGGCUCAUCUGCCUGGACUCCAGACUACACACCCCCAUGUACUUCUUCCUCUCACACUUGGCCAUUGUUGACAUGUCCUAUGCUUCAAGCACUGUCCCGAAGAUGCUAGCAAAUCUUGUGAUGCAGAAAAAAAUCAUUUCCUUUGCUCCAUGCCUACUUCAGACAUUUUUGUAUUUGGCUUUUGCUGUUACAGAGUGUAUGAUUUUGCUGGUGAUGUCCUAUGAUCGGUAUGUGGCCAUCUGCUGCCCCUUGCAAUACACCCUCAUCAUGAGCUGGCGAGCGUGCGUUGUUCUGGCCGCCACUUGCUGGAUAUUCAGCUUUCUCUUGGCUCUGGUUCAUAUUACUCUCAUUCUGAGGCUGCCCUUUUGUGGGCCACAAAAAAUCAAUCACUUUUUUUGUCAAAUUAUGUCAGUUUUCAAAUUGGCCUGUGCUGACACUAGGCUCAACCAAGUUGUCCUUUUUGCGGGCUCUGUGUUUGUCCUAGUAGGGCCCCUCUGCUUGGUGCUGGUCUCCUACUCACGCAUUCUGGUCGCCAUCCUGAGGAUCAAGUCAGGGGAGGGCCGCAGGAAGGCCUUCUCCACCUGCUCCUCCCACCUCUGCAUAGUUGGACUCUUCUUUGGCAGUGCCAUCAUCAUGUAUGUCGCCCCCAUGUCCCACAAUUCUCAAGAACAGAGGAAAAUUCUAUCAUUGUUUUACAGCCUUUUCAAUCCUAUGCUGAAUCCCCUGAUCUACGGUUUGAGAAAUGCAGAGGUGAAAGUUGCCUUAAGAAGAGUUCUUUGGAAACAGAGAUCAAUGUGA
Molecule: messenger RNA, 933 nt
Organism: Cynocephalus volans (Philippine flying lemur)
Lineage: Eukaryota; Metazoa; Chordata; Mammalia; Dermoptera; Cynocephalidae
Product: olfactory receptor 2A12
Exons: 1
Coding region: 1-933 (310 amino acids)
Biological process (GO): detection of chemical stimulus involved in sensory perception of smell; G protein-coupled receptor signaling pathway
Cellular component (GO): plasma membrane
Molecular function (GO): olfactory receptor activity; G protein-coupled receptor activity
Source: RefSeq, a predicted model, not a curated record